UCUCAUUGCUUGUCUACUCGUUCUGCCUAACUUCCACAAAAGCUGAAAAAACAUAAUCAUUUCUUGCGUCGAGGACGUCCUGAUGUUACCUCAAGUUUCUAGCUUUUGAGCUUUUUUGCUUUACUGGGUUUCCUUCCAAAAUUCAUUUCAUUUUUUGGGUUUGGUUUUACUAGCUGCAUUAGUUCUUCUAAAAAAUUAGUUUAGUUUGUGCAGAGAUUAGACCAUGACAUUGGGUUUUUAGGUUACUUUCAGUUUCUUAAGUUUUGGUUCUCAAGUGUUUGUGAAGUACUUUGUUUUGGAAUUUUCUUGUCUUUCGUUUUGAGUUGGAAUGGAAGGCAGUGGUCUAGGGAGUAGUUUGUUUCCAGAAUUGAGGCCUGGAAUGUUAGGCCUAGAAAUGCCUUUGCACCAAACACAAAACCCUCAAAAUCCUCAGAACCCACACCACCAGAUGCACCAACCAACCCAAAUGGUCUAUUCUCACCAUGAAGCUGAUCACAAUCACCACCCACAAGCUGAUCCAUCUGUCAAACAUGGGUACUCAUAUGCCGCAAAGGCGAAACCAAUCAUUCUGAGUGAUGAAGAUGAACCUGGGUUUGGCGCUGACGACAGUACUGGAGAUAACAGGAGGAAAAUCUCACCAUGGCAGAGAAUGAAGUGGACUGACACCAUGGUCAGGCUUCUAAUCAUGGCUGUGUUUUACAUUGGGGAUGAGGGUGGCUCUGAAGGCCCUGAUCCAACAGGGAAGAAGAAGAAUGGAGGAGGAGGAUUACUGCAGAAGAAAGGGAAAUGGAAAUCGGUGUCGAGGGCUAUGAUGGAGAAGGGCUUCUAUGUGUCUCCACAGCAAUGUGAGGACAAGUUCAAUGACUUGAACAAGAGGUACAAGAGGGUGAAUGAUAUACUUGGCAAGGGAACUGCCUGCAAGGUCGUGGAAAAUCAAGGGUUGUUGGAGAAAAUGGAGUUGUCGUCGAAAAAGAAGGAGGAAGUGAAGAAGCUGCUGAAUUCUAAGCAUUUGUUCUUCAGGGAAAUGUGUGCUUAUCAUAACAGUUGCGGCCACGGCACUGUUGGUGCUGCUGGAACUAGCAAUGCGCAUAAUCCAUCCCUGGAAAUGGUGACAGACCCAUCGGAGGUUCCAUUGCAGCAGAGGUGCUUUCAUGUAUCGGAAAAUGCUCAUGUGGUUGCCAAUUCGGGCAGGACAGAGACUGAGGGGUCGAAAAUGUUAAAAGCAGAGAGCGGUGAUGAGGAUGAGGACUACGAGGAUGAUGAGUCAGAGGACGACGAUGAGGAGGAGGGGGUUGUGGAAGGCGGCCCGAGGGGGGGUCAAAUUGGGCAUGGACAUGAAGAUGGGGACGAGAAUGAUCAUGAAAGGGCCAAGAGGCCAAGAAAAGGAAGCUGCUUCUCAGGGUCCUCGAUGAGAAUGUUGAUGCAGCAAUUGACUGAUGAAGUAACCAGUGUGAUCCAAGAUGUGUCCAAGAGUCCAUGGGAGAAGAAGCAGUGGAUGAAAGCAAAAAUGAUACAAUUGGAGGAGCAACAAGUGAGCUACCAAUACCAAUCAUUCGAGCUCGAAAAGCAAAGGCUUAAAUGGGUGAAGUAUAGUAGCAAAAAGGAAAGGGACAUGGAAAGAGCUAAGCUGGAGAAUGAGGGAAGAAGGCUUGAGAACGAGAGAAUGAUAUUGGUUGUUCGACAGAAGGAGCUAGAAUUGCUUGAUAUCCAUCACCAACAACAGCAACAAAAUUCUUCAAACAAGAGAAGCGACCCUUCAUCCCUCACUGGAUAAUGUGUAUAUAAAGUUGCCUAGAUCAGAUAGAGAUGAGAAUGAAUGCUUCGACAUUUUUUUUAUUUAUUCAAUUUUAUUAUGCAUGUAUCUCUGCAUCUUUCAAAGUAAAAGCAAAGAAAUAAGUUGUAGUA
Molecule: messenger RNA, 1905 nt
Organism: Argentina anserina (silverweed cinquefoil)
Lineage: Eukaryota; Viridiplantae; Streptophyta; Magnoliopsida; Rosales; Rosaceae
Exons: 1
Coding region: 329-1774 (481 amino acids)
Source: RefSeq, a predicted model, not a curated record